Molecule: messenger RNA, 1124 nt
Organism: Halichondria panicea
Lineage: Eukaryota; Metazoa; Porifera; Demospongiae; Suberitida; Halichondriidae
Exons: 6
Coding region: 116-1012 (298 amino acids)
Biological process (GO): establishment of protein localization to organelle
Cellular component (GO): plasma membrane; late endosome membrane; lysosomal membrane
Source: RefSeq, a predicted model, not a curated record
AACAAUUUCAUUGAACUUUGUACUCGAUUAAACAAUAAUACUGUUGCACGUAAAAAAAAACUUAGCUGGCCUAGCUGGGUGAUUGAGUCGGUACCAGACAGCUAAAGAGGACAGUAUGGCAACUAGUACUGUGGGAACUGCUUUAGUUCUGCUACUCUGUCUAGCAUCAAUUAACAGUUCGUACCAAUCUACAAGUCCCUUACCAUCACAGCCCACCUCCACACCCUCACACAUCACACCCGCCCUUGUACCAACAGACGAGGCCACUAGAAACACAUACAUUCUCUACUCUACGAACACUAAGACGGGUGGAACGCAUGUGUGUCUGCGUAUGGUGGCCAUGAUGACACUCACGUUUAAGUACACCACCAAAACUGGGAAAUCUAGUUACAUCUUGCCACUGGGACCAGCAGCUCUUGCUAAUGUGGAUGCGAGCUCUUGUCAUCUGUCUGUGUGUGCGGACCCUACCAGUGCCACUCUUGUGCUGGACUAUCAGAACAUGUCCAUAGCCCUGGACUUUUAUGAGCUUGAGGGCAACAGACACUGGAAGUUCAACGCCACCACAGUCACCUUCACUGUCACUGAACAGCUCUUCCCCAAUCUCAGCCAAACAGGCUACUAUGGCAGGAGAGUCAGUGUUACUUCACAAGCGUCGUUAUUUGAUUGGAUGAUAAAAGAGCUCCGCCUCCUCUCAUCGUACACUUGCAAUACCAACACGACCCUCGAGCCCUUUACUGGCUCGGAUGUGGAUGAAGUGAUUCAAGUAUCACUGUCCGUGGGUCAACAACGUGUGCAGGCAUUCAAGUUCAGCAGUGAGACAGAUUUUGAUGAAGAUGAGGUGUGUUCUGCUGACAGGACUGUGAUUGUGCCUGUGAUAGUGGCUGGGAUGCUGGCUCUACUCAGCACUGGUGUACUGCUCGCAAUGCUCUGCAAAUUCUGCUGGAAAAAACGCCAAGCGUCAACGAAUAGAUACACACCACUCUCUGCAAACGUUGACUAUGAUGAUGACUAGUGGUUGUUGUUUUUAUGCGUGUAUAAUUAUUCUGUUUCCUCAUUUUAUGCCCUUACAUCACUCUGUUUACUUGUGCACAAAAUUGAUAUAUAUUUAUGAUGCUGCUACUAAA